Molecule: messenger RNA, 204 nt
Organism: Clunio marinus
Lineage: Eukaryota; Metazoa; Arthropoda; Insecta; Diptera; Chironomidae
Source: the annotation of a GenBank genome assembly
AUGAUAUCACAAUUCACACCAUCAGCAUUGCGACUAGAAAUAUAUAUUUCCAAAGCUGCCAUCCCAAGCCAAACUAUUAGCUUUGCGACUCAAGAGUGCCUGUCAAAGUGUUUCACUUUAAUUGAAAUUGCGCAUCUAGGUUUGAAUUCAAAUAAAAAUUGGUCAAUAGAUGAGAUGAGUGAUGAAUCACAAACUUUAGAUUAA